Messenger RNA from Triplophysa rosa, 849 nucleotides. RefSeq lists its product as uncharacterized. The record is from RefSeq and is a predicted model, not a curated record. The coding region runs from base 1 to 849 and encodes 282 amino acids. The transcript has 2 exons. Lineage: Eukaryota; Metazoa; Chordata; Actinopteri; Cypriniformes; Nemacheilidae.
AUGUCUUGCAACAGGGGCAAUAACUGGUCUGAAAGAGAAAUAAAAGAGCUUCUUUUAAUCAGAGGAGAGGAAGAGAUUAGUCGACAAAUUGAUGGAACCGUAAGAGACAACAAUGUAUACUGUAGUAUUGCUGAGAAACUUCGACUUUGCGGAGUACAGAGAGAUAAGAAGCAGGUUACGGCCAAGCUCAAAAGUCUGAAAGGUUGUUAUCUAAAAACAAAAGAUUACAACAACACGAGUGGGGUGACUCCCAAGUCAUUUCCGUUUUAUGACAUGUGUGAUAAUAUUUGGGGACAUCGUCCCUGUGCUUCGCCCGUAAAUGCCGUUGGAUGCUUGACACAGACACAAGAAGGAGCGCCAUCUCCAAAUGACAAUAUCUCAGCAGACGGAGACGACGACGGAAACGACGACGAACACAUUUGUCCGCCAACAAGAAGCACAACAGAAUCGACGAGCACUCCCCCCAGGAAAAAAAGAAGAAUGUCUAAGGCUGACCAUGUCCAGGCAAUGAAUACUGCACUUCUAAAACACCUCAACGAGUCAGAGGAAAAGUUCUUUGCUAGAGAGGAGCAGCUACUGCAAAUGCAGAGGGAGUGGGAGAAGGAGGCAGAACUUCGGCAAAGAGAAACAGUCUUGGAAAUGACUAGGGAGAUUCGUGCGAUGCAACAGGAGACUGUUACCCAAUUUGGUAACAUCUUGGCAAGUGUAUUUCCAUCAAAUGCUGCCCGGUCAACUGUUCAUCACCCCUUUACUCACCAAUGGAGGUCUGGAACAUCAGCAGCACCUUCCACAGUGCCACACAGUUAUAGUGAAGAGGAGCCUUAUGAACGUGUGAUGCCUUACAUUUAA